Molecule: messenger RNA, 1108 nt
Organism: Tigriopus californicus
Lineage: Eukaryota; Metazoa; Arthropoda; Copepoda; Harpacticoida; Harpacticidae
Product: hsp70-binding protein 1-like
Exons: 1
Coding region: 1-1032 (343 amino acids)
Source: RefSeq, a predicted model, not a curated record
AUGCCGGUCAAUGAUGAGGCCAACGUGCCCAAUUCCCGCCAUCCCAAGGAUCUGAAGGGACUCCUCAAGUUCUGCAUGGAAACUACGCGUAAUGAGGAUGCCCCGGUCGAUAUCCCCAGCACUUACAAGCAAAUGGAUCCGGAGCGGAUGAAAUGGCUCGAAGAGUUCCUGAACUCGGCCAGCGUUGAUGUCAUCCAACAAUUGACCCUAUGCAUCUCGACUUUGAGUGAAGACAAAGUCUUGAAUCCCGAUAUCCAAGAAGAGGACCUGGCAGACCAGGAGUUGGCUUUUGGAGCGGCCGAAGAUUGGACAGGUCAAAUUGAUAUGGCCAACAAUUUUCACAAACUGGGUGGAUUCCAAGCCCUCGAAAUGUGCAUGCGAUCACCCCAUUCGUUGUGUCGACAAGGUGCUUGCCAUUUAGUAGGAGAAUUGACUCAAAACAACACAUAUUGCCAGGGAAAAGUUGUAGAGGAAGAGUUUCUACCCAAAUUAUUGACCAUACUGAAUAGUGAUCCGGACGGAAGUGCUCGAGUGAAGGCCAUGUAUGCAAUAUCGUGUUCAAUACGAGCUUUUGAGCCCGCGUACGAAGCGUUUUGCGGCCUAGACGGGUUUAAACAAGUGUGCGUCUCCUACGAUCAAGCUAAUGAGAAACUAAAAACCAAACUAUCUUACUUUCUCUUGGCCAUGUUGCGGGAGAGAGCUUCUUUCUUAAGCACGUGUCUGGCAUUGGACGUGCCAAAAAUCUUGGUUCGAUUGAUGAGUCAGGACACGUCUCCGAGGAUCUCUUCUGAUUGCGAGACCCACGCUCAGCUUUUAAAAGCCAUCGUCUCUGCUCAUCCAUCCACUGGCAAUGACAUCGCCACUCAGCAUCCCAACUUUACCGAGCAUCUCCGACAAACUGUUGAGUGGGCUGAGGGUAAACCCGAGUUCUACGACUACUGCAUUCUGGCUUUGGAUCUCAUUGAAAUAUGCGGGUCAGCUCUCACAGACGAUGAAAAGACCCAAAGAUGCAAUUUGCAAGCCAUGAUUUAAUCCACAUAUGCUAAUCCGGGCCAAAUCAUUAACAAAAUCAACAGGGAAUAAAAUUUAUGCAUAAAUCAUUAACACA